Messenger RNA from Gekko japonicus, 1011 nucleotides. It is a transcript of the gene SDHAF2, whose product is annotated as succinate dehydrogenase complex assembly factor 2. Lineage: Eukaryota; Metazoa; Chordata; Lepidosauria; Squamata; Gekkonidae. Gene Ontology annotation, biological process: protein-FAD linkage; mitochondrial respiratory chain complex II assembly; tricarboxylic acid cycle. The record is from RefSeq and is a predicted model, not a curated record. Bases 143 to 523 code for a protein of 126 amino acids. The transcript is spliced from 5 exons. Gene Ontology annotation, cellular component: mitochondrion.
AAAGGGGGGGCUAGCCGGGGAAGCGGUACGCAUGCGCACGGGGAAGGACCCGGUGUGAGGGAACUCUAGGACGCGCGUUGUCGUGGAGGAACCCGAGACCAUAGAGAGCGGCCUUGGAGAAGGCGAGCUGCGGGUGGAGAGCAUGGCCGCGCUCAUCGUUAGACGCUUCUCAUCUCGCCCUCUCCGCCUCCUCCCUGUGUCGAGGCGCGGCUAUCGUGGGGAUUCGCCCUCGGACUCUGGCCGGGACCUGCUGGAAAUUCCGCUGCCGCCGUGGCACCGUCGGCCCCAGGAGCCCUUGGCGACCAAGCGCGCCAGACUGCUGUACGAGAGUCGCAAGAGAGGCAUGCUGGAAAACUGUCUUCUGCUUGGUUUCUUUGCCAAAGAAAACCUGAAUAGAAUGAAUGAACAACAGCUGGACCUUUAUGAUCGCCUGAUUAACGAGCCUAGUAAUGACUGGGAUAUCUACUACUGGGCAACAGUUGGUAAAACAAGGCCUUUUUUGUUGUUGCUGUUUGCCAUCUAGGGAUCAAUUUAUUUUAUAAGCAAAGCCAGUUCCAGAAGUCUUUCAGAAUGAAGUCAUGGAGAUGCUUAGGGAGUUCACCAGAAACAAGAACAGAGAGCAAAGGCUGCAACAACCAGACUUGGAGUAACUGUUUAAAGCUCCAUACUGAACUUGUGUGGCAUUCUUCUGAUUGUAGAUGGGCUUUGUAGAACCAUAAAUGUUGGAGUUUGUACCUCUCUGUAAAUAUUUCAUGCUGUAAAUUUUCCAGUUGAAGAAUAGCCAAUGGAGUCAUGUUUUCCUCCUGUAAUAGAGCUUGAGCCCUUUUUUCCUGAAGAGGAGAGUCACUGAGAAGAUCUGUAGGCACUUUGGUUUCUGGCCUACGAAGUGCCAUCUAACAGCAGGGUUAUUCAUUUAGGAAUUCUGCUGUUAAUUUAUUGAUAAUUUUAACUGAAGUGUUAGGUUGCUCGAUCCUUGGACAGGGUUUAAUAUUAUACAAUAGACUCCCCCCC